GAGUCGUAUUUGAUUGGAGACGAAGGAGCACUGAAGGAGCAGAGCAGAAAGUUGUUGUGACAUUUUUUUGGCAAGGCAAAACGCAAUGGCGCCAAAGAUGCCGCCAUUCUCGCAGCUCGACAAAAUGGCGACAAGGACAUCCAGUUGGCUCUGCCGCCUGCUGCUCGUCAGCCUCUGCAUUGGCGCCGCUGCAGCACGAGACAUUCCAUCUUCAUCAAUCCAUGGGAGCUCGCUGGCCCAAAGCGUGGACGUGGCCUUCUACUGUCCGGGCGAGGGUCUGUUUGCCGACGACUAUGACUGCCGCAUCUACUACCGCUGCGAGCAGCGCACGGAGCAGUACAUCCGGCCGUAUAUGCUCGCUUGUAAGGAGAACACGGUCUUCUCGCGCACCCUUCGCAUGUGCCUGCCCCCAACGAUGGCCGGGCGGGACGAGUGCGUGGACCAGUUGAACGAAAUUGACGGCAGCAUGGGGGCACUGGGUGACGGCUCGGAUGGCUAUGAUGGACUCGUCAAUGAUGGCCAAGAGGAUGACCAUAAUGCGCUGCUUAACGGUGCCGUCACACCCGCCGCCAAUGAGCUGCGCACCUAUGCGACGGCAAAUCAGCUGCCGACAAAUUACGGCCUGACAGGACUCAGUGGUGUUUCGGUCAUAUCCUUCUCGAGCUCCAGCUCAUCAUCUUUACGCGCCGCGGUGUCGGGGGAGGAGGGUGCCGAUGAGGUGGUGUGCCGGGAUGAUGGAUUUAUGAGUGAUCCCAGUGACUGCACCGUGUUUUAUCGCUGCAUCUCGAAUGGCAGGGGCUAUAAUAAAAUCGGUUUUCGCUGCUCGGACGGCACAGCCUGGGACGAAUCCCUACAGUCGUGCAACCAUAUGUUUGAUGUACGUGCUAAUGGCGGGUGCCGCAAUCAGGCCCAGUCCGAGCCCCAGAACGACGGCUAUUAUGCAGGCCAAACAUCAACACAGUCAUCGCAGUCCAGCCAUCAGAACUCCACGUCGUCGUCCAACAUGUCCAGCAGCCAGCAGAGCUCAUCGACGAGCUCCUCGUCCUCCCAAAGUUCAUCCACAUCAAGCUCUAGCUCGAGCUCAAACCAGGAGUCGUCCACGUCGAGCAGCAACCAGCAAUCGAGCACGAACAGCAACCAAAGCUCGGGAAGCAACCAAUCCAACGGAAGCUCUAGCAACAACCAGAACCAAAGCUCAGGCAGUAGCCAAAGCUCUGGCAGUAAUCAAAGCUCAGGAAACCACCAAUCGUCGAACAGUAAUCAAAGCUCGAGCAAUAAUCAAGGCUCUGGAAGCAAUCAAAGCUCUGGAAGCAAUCAAAGCUCUGGAAGCAAUCAAAGCUCUGGCAGCACUCAAUCCUCCAGCAAUAAUCAAGGUUCUGGCAGUAAUCAGAGCUCGUCCAGUGGUUCCAACAGCUCAUCCACCGAAGGAGGAGGCGUCAACAAACCCGUACCCACUGAAUGUGAGGAUGAAAACACGUACAUACCGGAUCAAAAAGAUUGCGCCAAGUUCUACAGAUGUCGUCUAGAUGGCAAUGGAAAUCUGGAGCAAGUGCCAUUUACCUGCGGACCCGGAACUGUAUGGAACCAAGAGGAGAAAGUCUGCGAUUUGCCUAGCGAAGACCAAAAGAAGCAAUGUAAUAUAGGAUCAGGCUCUACAAGUGGCCAACAAUCCAGUGGCAACAAUCAAAGUUCCUCAUCGAGCGGCAAUCAAUCGGGCAGUUCCAGCAGUUCCUCCUCCAGCAAUAAUAAUCAAUCAGGCAGCAGCCAGGAGAGCACUACCGCAUCAGGCAGCAAUCAGCAGUCCUCCAGCAAUCAAGGCUCAUCCAGCAACCAGUCAUCCACUCAAGGCAGCAAUCAAAACUCAUCAAGCAAUCAAUCUGCCAAUCAAGGCUCAUCUUCCUCGUCAACCUCCAACAAUCAGCAGAGCUCGACUACUUCAUCUUCCAACAAUCAGGGAUCAUCCACAAGCACUGAAAGUUCCAGCACUCAAGCAACUUCGACUUCGAAGCCAUCGAAUCCCGAAGGCGAAUGCAAGGAUACGGAAACAUAUUUGGCUGACAAGACAGAUUGCGGACGAUUCUAUCGCUGUGUAGAGAAUGGUAAUGGUGGUUUCGACACGGUACCCUUUGACUGUUCGCCGGGAACGGUUUGGGAUCCCGACACCAAGGGCUGCAACCAUCCAACGGAUGUGCAGAAGGAGCAAUGCAGGGCUAUGGCAAGUGGUAGUGGAAGUUCGUCCAAUCAAGGAUCAAGCAGCCAGGGAUCUUCUAGCCAAGGAUCAUCGUCAUCUUCUAACCAAGGAUCGUCGUCUUCCAACCAAGGAUCUUCGUCCUCUAACCAAGGAUCAUCGUCCUCUAACCAGGGCUCUUCGUCAUCUAACCAAGGAUCAUCGUCCUCCAACCAAGGAUCAUCAUCUUCUAACCAAGGAUCAUCGUCUUCCAACCAGGGAUCAUCGUCUUCCAACCAGGGAUCAUCGUCCUCUAACCAAGGAUCAUCGGCUUCGAACCAGGGAUCAUCGUCUUCCAACCAGGGAUCUUCAUCUUCCAACCAAGGAUCUUCGUCUUCCACCCAAGGAUCAUCGUCUGCUAAUAACCAAGGUUCUUCUUCCUCAACCGAAACUUCCAAUAACCAAGGAUCUACCUCUUCAAGCCAGGGUUCCUCCUCCAACCAGAGCUCUUCUUCAUCUACAGAAUCUAGCACUCAAGGAUCAUCAUCCUCUAAUCAGAGUUCUUCAGAGUCAUCAACGUCAAACCAAAGCUCAUCCUCAUCCACCGAAGGAUCUACAUCUACAACGACAACUCAGAAACCCUUCAAGCCAGCUGAAAAGUGCGAAAGUGAGGAAACAUUCCUUGCAGACAAAGAAAACUGUGCCAAAUUCUACCGCUGUGUGGACAAUGGUAAAGGAGGAUUCACGAAGGUAUCGUUCACCUGUCCGCCCAACACCCUCUGGGACCCAGAGGCCAACAGCUGCAACCAUCCCAGUCAAAUACAAAGCCAGCCGAUGAAAUGCAAAAAGGUCACAGGCUCCACAUCAUCCAAUAGCACAAGUUCCACAUCCGCUUCAACAACGGGAGGUUCCACAUCCAACAGCGGUUCCUCGUCGAACCAGGGCUCCUCCUCUACCAGUGGUUCCUCAUCAAGUGGCGGCUCCUCCUCUGGAAAUGAAUCAUCAACCUCAUCAUCCUCAACGUCAUCAUCGACAACCUCUUCAUCCACUAGUAAUAAUAAUAACAAUCAGGGGUCAUCUUCAUCGUCCUCUAGCAGUUCGAAUCAAGGAUCAAGCAGUAGCGGCAGCUCAUCAUCACCUUCAUCCAGUGUGGUCACUAGCCCCAUCCCAUCAAAUCCCUCAGAGACGUGCACACAAAAUGGACAGUUUAUUGGGGAUCAGACAAACUGCGCAAAGUUCUAUCGCUGCGUGGAUAACGACAGAGGAGGCUUCACCCUGAUUCCCUUCACUUGCGGUCCUGGCACGGUCUGGGAUGCUCAAAUCCAGAGCUGUAACCAUGCUUGGGCAGUCAAGGGAUGCGGUGGCUCCGCAACACCUUCGACGACACAAAGACCAACCACAAUUUCCACUUCCACAGCCCGACCUUCGACAUCUCGACCAUCAUCAUCCACAACUUCCACAUCGAGUCCUACCACAUCGCGUCCUACCUCAUCGGGACCUACCACAUCGCGACCUACGACAUCUCGACCAUCAUCAUCCACAACAUCCACGUCCCGACCUUCCACAUCGCGUCCUACCACAUCGCGUCCUACCUCAUCGGGACCUACCACAUCGCGACCUACGACAUCUCAACCAUCUCCAUCCUCAUCCACAUCUCGACCAACUUCGACGAGCUCCCCCAACACCGAUGGACAGUGCAGGUCCGAAGGAUUUAUGGCCGAUCCUAGCAACUGUUCCAAGUUCUAUCGUUGUGUUAGCAAUGGCAAAGGUGGGUUCACCCAGAUACCCUUCCAAUGUGGAGCCGGAACUGUCUGGGAUCAGGACCUUCAAACCUGCAACCACAACUUUAACAACUGCAAUACCACAAUAACAGCAGAGAGGCCUCCAUGUGAGACGACAAACGAGACAACGACGACCGAAGCAUCGACCCCAUCGACGACCACAAUGAUCCCAACAACACCCUCCACCACAACGGAAAUAACGACUACGACUAUUUCCCCGCCAAGCACUACCACAGAUAUACCCAGCACAACUAUGACAUCAACGACGGGAUCGGGAUCGGGAUCAACUGGCAGCACAGAAACCUCAGAGCCUGUAACUACCACGAUGAACCCAUCCACAACCACGAUGAAGCCGCUGCCAGCUGGUACGGAAUGUGAGGGCGAGGGUUACAUGGCGGAUCCCGAGGAUUGCCGAAAGUACUAUCGAUGCAUAAACGCUGGCAACUCCUACAGAAGGUACAACUUCACAUGCCCCCAGGGUACGGGAUGGAACGAAGAUGUCCAGACUUGUGAUUACAUGGCGAAUAUACCGAGGUGCUCAAAGUUACCGUCGACGACAACGGAGCCACCAACCACCAUGACCACGAUUUAUACAUCCACUACACCAACGGACACGGAGAGUACGGUGACUGAGAGCCCUAAGGAACCUGAGACGACAGCAACACCCAAACCAGAAGGUCCACCUACAACCACAGGAACUGAAAAACCCACCACAAAACCAACACCGGAAACAACCACAGGAACUGAAAAACCCACCACAAAACCGACACCGGAAACAACUACAGGAACUGAAAAACCCACCACAAAGCCGACACCGGAAACAACCACCGAAAGUGAAAAACCCACCCCAAAGCCUACCCCAGAACCAACCACAGAAACAACCAAUGUUUCGAAUGAAUCAACAACUGCUACAAAUCAAGAAGAUACGACUACAACAUCUAGUCCAGGCUAUAACCCCUCCACAACCACCGCAGAACCAACAACUACCAACAUUCCGGAGCCAGAGCCAGAAACGAACUACAACUGCACCGCAGAGGGCUUUUUCGCUGAUCCCGAAGACUGCAGUCACUACUAUCGCUGCGUGGAUGGUAGCAAGAAUGGGAAAUAUCAAGUAUACAGCUUCAAGUGCCCCAACGGUACGGUGUGGGAUACGUCUGCAGACACCUGUAACUAUGCGGAUCAAGUAUCGGGAAAUUGCUCUAGCUCUACUACAGGAUCACCCACUACAACUACAGUCUACCCGGAGGAGACCACUGAACCGAGCACUACUGGAUCCACCGAAACGACGACCCAGUCACCAAAGCCAGAAACGACAACCCAGUACCCAAAGCCAGAAACGACAACCCAGUCAUCAAAGCCAGAAACCACGACCCAGUCAUCAAAGCCAGAAACGACAACCCAGUCAGAAACCACGACUUCUACUUCCCCGAUCGACACAACAACUACUGGAACAACUGAACCCACAACGACGGAAGUAAUCACCACUACUUCAUCUACCCCAACAAGUAGUUCGAAUGGCACUCAGCCAUGUCCCACCACAGGCCCAGGACAGAAUUUGUACGUUUGCCCCACCGGCUUCCGACGCCACCCAGAAAACUGCGGCAUGUUCUAUCAGUGCAGCGAGAACGCGGACAGCAACGACCUGAACAUUGUGGUGUUCCAAUGCCCCAAUGGAACAGUAUACCAGGACAAGUCGUGUAGCUGCGGCAUGCCCGAGGCGGGCGACACCUGCAACAAGGGUCAGAAGAGGACUAACCCCAACCUGUUCGAGGCCCAAACGCGUCGCCAGAAUAUGGUACAAAUAAGCACCACAUCUCCACUUUGUCCCGACGAGGGACACUUUGCCCUGAACGAGGAUGAGUGCAGCCAGCUGUUCGUCAAGUGUGGACACUCGGAGCAGACGGGUCGCAUCGAAGGCCAAAUCUACCGCUGUCCGCAGGGCUUUGCCUACUGGAACGUGAGUCGCCGCUGCGAGCCAGCCAGGAAGCUGAUGAACUGCACCCCCACCACCUACAAUGUGGGCGGCAACGUGCCGCUGGAGUGGCUCAACAUUGGCCAUAGGCGUCGCAGUCUGCGUAUUUAAGUAGUAUUAGUUUAGUUUUUCUAAAAGAUCCGCAAUUGCUUGCUGCGCCAGCGUCAUCGUCCGAGGUGAACAGCUGGCGCAGCAAAUGAUCGGUCAGAAGUGUUAGAUUAAGCCGUAGGAAAAUUACAGUACGUUAAGCUGGGAUUAAUACAAAAAUAUCUGGUGUCGGUAAAGUUAGUGAUUGGCCAAAUCACACAGUUGAUGUGCAAGCCCUGGGAUUUACAUUAACAUUUAUGUAGUGUUUAAAGCAUUUCAAUAAACUAUUUUUUUUAGAUUUCUUUCUACAUUUGACAGGCAGUAAAUAAUAAUUGUACUCACAUAUGUAUAUAUUUGUAAACAUAUGUACGUCCAGAAAGCCAUAUACAUAUAUCUAAGCUAUGCUUAAAAUUUGUAAUAAAUAUAAUAUAAAGAAAA
Messenger RNA from Drosophila miranda, 6445 nucleotides. RefSeq names its product serine-rich adhesin for platelets (gene Mur89F). Lineage: Eukaryota; Metazoa; Arthropoda; Insecta; Diptera; Drosophilidae. The transcript has 4 exons. Gene Ontology annotation, cellular component: extracellular region. Gene Ontology annotation, molecular function: chitin binding. The coding region runs from base 86 to 6031 and encodes 1981 amino acids. The record is from RefSeq and is a predicted model, not a curated record.